Haliotis rubra (blacklip abalone) is the source of this 2010-nucleotide messenger RNA. RefSeq names its product cytochrome P450 3A5-like. The transcript has 11 exons. The record is from RefSeq and is a predicted model, not a curated record. NCBI's taxonomy places the organism in Eukaryota, Metazoa, Mollusca, Gastropoda, Lepetellida, Haliotidae. The coding region runs from base 17 to 1300 and encodes 427 amino acids. Gene Ontology annotation, molecular function: oxidoreductase activity, acting on paired donors, with incorporation or reduction of molecular oxygen; iron ion binding; steroid hydroxylase activity.
UCUAGGUGGACUUCCGAUGGUCAGUGUACUGGAUCCCGACAUUGCCAGAGAGAUCCUGAUCAGGGAUUUCCAGCAUUUCACGGACAGAGUAAUAUUGGACCUGAGCAACUACCCAGUGAACAAAAGUGUUCUCCUUGAGAAAGGCGCCAACUGGAAACGAAUCAGGAAUAUUAUAAGCCCGACAUUCAGUGCCUCCAAACUUCGCCUGAUGUGCGACAGAAUAAACCAAUGCGCCGAUAAACUUACAACCAACUUUGUUAAAGCAGCGGAAUCGAACGAGAGGAUUGAUGUCAAAGGAUACUUUGGUGCAUUCACAAUGGACGCCAUAGCAAGCACAGCGUUUGGGAUCGAAGUGGAUUCCCAAAGUGACUUCAAAAAUGCUUUUGUUGAGGAGGCAAAGAAGUUCUUUGGGCAAGGAAUCUUAAACCCUGUUAUGAUGAUUAUUAUGAUUUUCCCCGCACUCACUCCCUUCUUCAGAGCUUUAGGUGUGAGCGGUUUUUCAAAGAGCACUCUAAAGUUCUUCACGAAGGUACUGAAUGAAAUGAUUGAACAACGCAAGACUGAUUUAAGGAACGGAAAGAUGAAACGACAAGACUUCUUCCAACUUCUGAUGGACGCAGAGGAUGAUGGGACUGAUGAAAACCCCAGUCCGAGUGGAUCUCAAAGCAAAAAAAUGACCAACGACGAAAUACUUGGACAGGCUUUGAUAUUCUUCAUUGCUGGAUACGAAACUACGGCAAACACCCUCCAUUUUGUUGCCUACUCUCUGGCUAGGAACCCGGAUGUACAACAGCGGCUCACUGAAGAAGUCGACUCGGUUUUGGGAGACAAAACUCCAGACUAUGAUAAUAUUGGCGGCCUGAAAUACAUGGAUCACGUGAUCAUGGAGACUCUCAGACUGUAUCCUGCUGUAACCGCAGCAACCCGCGAGACCGUCACCAUCAAGGGUUACACAUUCCCCAAGGGCUGUGCAGUCGUCGUCCCUGCUUUGGGGAUACACAGGGAUCCUGACAUAUACCCUGACCCCCACAGCUUUAAACCUGACAGAUGGGACCGGAAGUCUGAAAUGGACCCCAUGAAUUAUCUCCCCUUCGGUCAUGGUCCACGUCAGUGUUUGGGAAUGAGGCUUGCACAGAUGGAGAUGAAGAUGGCCCUGGCUCGAAUUCUCAGACAGAUUCAAUUUGUGCCUGCACAUGACACAUUGGCAUCUAUCAGAGAAGAGGACGUCGAUGUAAACACAGGAAUAUUCAACACCAAGAAGCCUAUCAUGCUCAGGGUCCAAGUCCGUUCAGACGAGUAAGAUGGCAAAGACCCAGUGUUCUCAGAGCCUGACAGCGCCGACAUCCGCAUCAUCCAGUGUAUUACCUCCAUUGUGUUACAUUAAAACCAGGGACCAUUUCACCAACGUGGCUUCGUUUUUAGUGCCAAGCUAAAUGGCUACCCAAUUAAAUGACAUUUUUUUAAUUCAUUGAAACAAGACGCGACCAUCUUUUAUACAUGUUAACACCUGGUUGCAAGCAACUUAAUUCCUUCUAGCCGUCUAAAUAUUGAACAAAACAGUUUUUUUCCAAUUCAUGUACAACAGCGUUCGGUGUGGGCUAAAUGAACUGAAGAGCAUGUGUAAGCCCGAAUAUAGAUCUUUGCCAAACUUUGUUCAGAAGAGUGACUUUCAUUACGCUCAGGAGCGAGAGACAUUCUAUGCUAGGCUGGUGGUAAAUACAUGGUACUGGUGGCAUUACUCAAAAGAUGUUGUCUCACAUUUUUUUAUAUUUCCGUAGAUAUUUUGUCAUCCGUUUAUAAUACCUAACAGAGAGAAUGUAUUCCGUCGGGGAUUAACAACCCUUGACUUAACUUGUACACGCGAUGUUAUAAUCCACGUUCAAUAUCCAGCACAUGUAUCAGUAAGGCACUGAGUCUGGUAUCUGUCUGUGUCUCAAAAGUAGGCCCAUACUUGAGAAAUGAUAAUGAUACGUCAAAUUCGGUUUGGUAGCAUGGAUUGUAUAUAUAUUU